CAACCGCUCGUUGAUGACGUUGCGGCGUAAAUUGCCGGUGAAAAAAUAAUAGAUGAUGAUGUUGAUUUUGGUAGACAAACUCCAAUUGGUGGUGUUGUUGGUGGACAAACUCCAAUUGGUGGUGAUGUCGGGGACAAACUCCAAUUGAUGGAGAUGUUAGUUGUGGCGGAUUUGGUGGUAGAUUUUCCUUUGUUGGUGCCGACACAUCGAAAUGUGCUUGUGAAUGCACCUAUUGCAAGCGGCGAAUGGAUGAUUUGAUAAAAAAUGUUGAGGAGUUGGUGAAGGCACAAAAAGACACAAAUUCUGCUUUACAGAGUUUGUUAUCCAAGAGGGGUGUCAAUCCAUCCAAGAAGCUGACCUCACCCUAUACUCCUAUUCGCAUUCGCAAGAAGGGAAAAGCAAUUUCCAAGGCAGUUGCCGAUGUUAGGUCAAGGAAAUCUUCUACACCCCACAAGGCAGCUGUUGUUGUUGAUCUAAAAAAGGUAAAUGUGUAUAAGCAUGCAGAUGCUCAAAAAAUGAAAAAGCUUGAAAAAUUCGUCAAUGCCAAGAAGAGCAAGGGUACGAUGUAUUCAUUGCAUGAAUUUAAGGCCGAUGACUUCAGGAUAAUGACAAGCAUGGAAGAUUGGUGGCUGGCCAGUUAUGUUGAUGAAAUUAUGCUCUUAAUGCGUGUGAGGCAAAGCACUUUCACCGAGCACUAUGCUUCCACGUAUAUAAUCUUGGAUCUCAACUUCUACAAUAUCAUGCUCAAGCGAUACACAGUAGUUGUCGGAUGA
Molecule: messenger RNA, 773 nt
Organism: Lycium ferocissimum
Lineage: Eukaryota; Viridiplantae; Streptophyta; Magnoliopsida; Solanales; Solanaceae
Exons: 2
Coding region: 246-773 (175 amino acids)
Source: RefSeq, a predicted model, not a curated record